This is a messenger RNA of Musa acuminata AAA Group (dessert banana), 976 nucleotides long. RefSeq lists its product as uncharacterized. The transcript is spliced from 6 exons. Bases 445 to 837 code for a protein of 130 amino acids. The record is from RefSeq and is a predicted model, not a curated record. Gene Ontology annotation, cellular component: mitochondrion. NCBI's taxonomy places the organism in Eukaryota, Viridiplantae, Streptophyta, Magnoliopsida, Zingiberales, Musaceae.
CUUUGAUACUGAUUAGAUAUCGUUGCACACAGGCAUUUAGGAAGCGAACGAUUUCUUCUGUUACAAGGCAAAGGAGAGGAAUGGCAGACGGCUAGCGCCCACAGGUCAGAGGCUAGAUGCAGAAAUCAAGGUUUAGAAAGAAUGCUAGGGUGGUGGCCUCAGGUGUAGCUACGAACCUGAACAAAGUGGGGAACUAAAUAAAGGAAAACAUUGAUGAUAUUUUGUAUCCUUCUCGCAAGCCACCCAAGUAAAACCUUCUAUUGACUAACAACUCAGCAAUCGCGCCAAGGGGGCCUCGAAGCCAAAUCAAACCCUUCUCUUCGCGGCCUAAGCAACAGGAAGAAGAAAGGCUGUCGAUAGCGGGCGCGACAAUAUAAUUCCUUUUUUCGUUUUCAUCCCCCUCGAUCUCGAAUCGGACGGACGAGUUCUCACUUCGCGAUCCAGAUGUCUGCGGCGGCUAUCACCUGCAGUAGAGGCGCCGCCGCGUUAGGGUUUCGUUGCUGGUCGCUGAUGCGGCUGCCGGCGGCGCAAGUCGGGUGCCCUCGGUCCAAUUUGUCGCUGCUGCAGCGCUUCUCUUCGCAACUCGUCAAGAGCAACGGGAGUAGGGCUUGCCUUAUCGACACGCUCGCUCUGGUCAGGAGGUUGGAGAAGGAAGGGGUCCCGUCGAAGCAAGCAGAGGCCAUCACAUCGACCAUCACGGAGGUUUUGAAUGAGAGCUUGGAGAGCGUCGCCCAGUCCUUUGUGUCCAAGCCCGAGAUGCAGAGGAGUGAGAUGAUUCAAGAUUCUAAUAUCUGGAAAUUCAAGUUGGAAAUGAAGGGCUCGCAGGUGCAUAUGUGACGAGUUACGUGACGAGUUAGCGAAACAAAGUGCAGAAACCACAGAACUUAUUACCAAACUCGACAGGGUAAGUUUCCUAGAUCAAGGAGAAAAAAAAUUACUGAUAAUUCUGUCCGUAGUUUUUGGUUUAGUAUGUCUA